GGCGCCCGAGCGCCAGUUUUCGCGCGGGGCGGGUGUUGUCGUUGUCGCAGGUUUCGCGCGACCGAGAGGUGGAGCGUUUCCGCGGGGGAGCCUUGCUCGUGCACGGAGGACCGCGCGAAGAUGCCGCCGAAGAAGCGGGAGAAGGAUCUCGACGGACAGAAGGGACCACGUAUGGAUCAGAUCCAGGCCGAUCACGAGCUAUUUCUGCAGGCCUUCGAAAAACCAACGCAAAUAUACCGGUUCCUCCGCACAAGAAACCAAAUUUCACCAAUAUUUCUGUACAGAAACUUAACGUAUAUGCGGCAACGUAUGUCCAGAAGUCACAAAUCACGACGAGGAUUUAAGAUUGACACGAUUCUGGAUAAGCUGUUAGCGAAAAAGAAACAAGAACAGAAUCUCGGCGUUCGCGGAUAUAUGACUCUUACGUUUCUAGGAUUUUAUGACAAAAGAGUUGAGAUAUCGCAAGAUCCAGUCAAAGUGGAAACAUUGUUGUUAAAAAUCUGCCACAAGAAAAGAAAAGAUGUCAGUUCGCCUAUCAUGCAAGUUUCAGUCGGUACAAGCGAGGUCCCAAUCAAUCCAUCAGAGAGUCAGCCUCCGCCGAAGGCACCCACGAUUUCCAUACCUAACGAAUCUUUUAGCUUAAACAAUGGUCACAUAGCGAAAACUUACAUGCUCUUGCUCAGGGUUUAUUGCAUGUCUAACAAUGGCUGCCUUAUAACUAACUGUGAUUUAGAAGAACCAGCUCAAAAACGUCGUAAAUCAUCUACGGGUUCGAUCAAGACUGCCGGUGAUGAAGUAAAACAGUAUGGCUCGGAGCUCACUGUCUAUGACAAACACAAUCGAUGUUUGUUGACGGAUGGCGAGUAUGAGUUAGGUUUGCAAGAGGUGCAAACCAACGUUAGGUCCAGUCCUAAGAAACAUAAUUCUUGGGAAACUGUAGUCGACAUCAAGGAUUGCGAACCGUUCGAGAUGUUCAAGCAAGGACCGACAUUGAAGUUCCGGCUCAGCUGGACCAUGGAACCAAGCAAUGGUUUAGUGGACAGACCGACGCCAAUACCUUCGAUACCGAGUGGCGACAAUAAAGAAAAUCGAUCAGCCAACGCUGGUUUCGAGCGUUCCUCUUCUGUAAAUCAUAAUAAUAAUAGUAGCACAAACAAUAACAAUAACGCGACACUGCCAACGCCUAGUCCGCUGACACCCUCGAGGAUGAAUGUCUCCAACGAAAAAGUGGACGCUAACGCUAACGCUAACGGAAUUCAGCAGAUAGUCUAUCAAUUUUUGUACAAUAAUAACAGCCGGCAACAAACGGAGGCCUGCGAAGAUCUACACUGCCCCUGGUGCUCGUUGGAUUGUGGGAAACUGUACUCUCUAUUAAAGCACUUAAAACUGUGUCACUCGCGAUUCACAUUCACAUACGUGCCAAUUCCACAAGGUGCCCGAAUAGACGUAGCAAUAAACGAAUGCUAUGAUGGUUCGUAUGCAGGUAGUCCUCACGAAUUAAUUUCACAACCAUCUAGUGUACCUUUUUCAAGGACAGGACCAACCAGGCGCACGAGCGUGACAAAUAUUUUGGUGUGCCGUCCGAAAAGAACGAAACCAAGCCUGUCCGAGUUUCUAGAGCUCGAUGAAAACGAGUUUGAGAGCCAAAGACCUUAUAUCACAGGUCACAAUAGGCUAUAUCAUCACACCGUAACGUGUCUGCCUAUAUAUCCCAAAGAGAUGGAUAUCGAUUCCGAAGGUGAAAACGAUCCCAAGUGGUUGCAAACAAAGACGAUGAUGAUGAUCGACGACUUUACGGAUGUGAACGAGGGUGAGAAGGAACUGAUGAAGAUGUGGAACCUGCACGUGAUGAAGUACGGGUACGUGGGAGACUGCCAGAUACCACUAGCUUGCCAAAUGUUCUUAGAGAGUAAGGGAAAGGAGUUGCUCAUGAAGAACCUCUAUCGCAACUUUGUGCUGCACAUGUGUAGUCUAUUCGAUUUCGGUUUGAUCAGUCCGGUGAUACUGUACCAGACCAUACAAAAACUGCAGGAGAUUAUGAAAGAGGGCGGCGAGGACGGAGACGUACGUAGAGUAUUACAAAAGUCGCACGAGGCUCAGGUGGAUCAUUGGAGAGCUGUGGGUUCACAAUCGAUGCAGCAGGAUGCCUUCAAGAUCGGCGGCAUGUCGAGCGGUGUUAAGAUUAGCUUCGGCAAUGAUGGCUCGUCGAGCUCGUCGACAAACGCUAGACGGAAGAUGACCGCCUCGUUGCCGUUGAGCUCACCCAGUUCGCAAAACGCCAAGAGCAUGCACAGUAAUGUGCACAAUGGUACAUAAAUGGCAUUUAAGUGCCAGCGUAAUGGCAUGUCUCGUCGUCCUCGUCGAGUAGCAAGACUCAUUCACGAUAGUUCGAUGCGGAAUUCCGUUUAUCGGUGGAAGUUCUGCAGGUGCGAUCUCCUUCGACACGGGACAUCCCGGACUAAGAUCGCGAUCGUCCAAUGUGUGGCGUUAUCCGAUUAGAGUGAAAAUUGGAAUACCAUUGAAUGAUGAUCCGCUAGCAAAUGCGCAAAAGUACAAACUGUAUAGUGCAAGUGACGAAGAAGGCACAGCAGCGCGAUACUACGCUGCAAAUCGUCGCAAGCUGAGCGAGAGAAUACCACCGAGUCACCAACGGCGAAAAUUGGUCCUGGACGCGAUACGCCGGCGGCGAACAUCGCUGCCAGCCAGAAACCGUCCGCGAAUGGAGGUAGCUUUCAAUAUAGCUACUAACGUCGGCAACAAUAAGACCGAUCUCGCGUGUUUGUAAUGCAAAUUGUACUUUUUUUCCUUUUUUUUGUACAGUAUUUGUUGCAAGUAAUAUAAAUAAGAUGCAAUGAAAUUAUUAAAUGAUUAUCGUUCUAGUUAGAUUCGAUUUUCAAGAUUUAAUUUAAAGCUGUAAAUGAUUAUACGUAUAUAGACGAAUCGAGAAUAGAGAAAACGGGGAAGAGGAUACCCGGCGAAUGACUCUAUCCUGUUCGUCUCUGUGUCGAUGACUCCGAUCGCGAACAAUAAACGAACGAUGCCUCUCGCGGGCGUGCAACUUUUAUCUAACUUAUAUACAUUUUUUCCUCUUUUUUUUUUCCUCUAGUCAGUGACGUUUUAUUACUUCGCUCUUUUUUUAAAGAUUUUAUAUUUACAUUUUUCCGAUAGAUUUUUUUUCCGAUAUAUCUGCAACUAAUCCGUAAAACUCGCGAAGUUGCUAUGUUUCAGAAAUAACGCAGAAUCAUUUUGUCACACGUUGUAGCAAACGAACACGAAGAACAAAGGAUCUCAAGAUUUAAAGAAUACUUUCUCGAUUUUUUUUUUAAUUUUCUGGAGGCACAAGUAAAGCAUAAAAUUUUAUUCUCCGCUUACGCGAGAUAACUCGAAAUCACAAAACGUUCUAUACACAUAUCGAUAGAUUUUAUAUAGCGGAUUCUAUAUAGCAAAUUGAUCGUAGUUGAAUGUUAUGAAUUUUCUAUCGUUUUGAUUUUUUUGAAGAGGUAAGGAGG
Molecule: messenger RNA, 3509 nt
Organism: Camponotus floridanus (Florida carpenter ant)
Lineage: Eukaryota; Metazoa; Arthropoda; Insecta; Hymenoptera; Formicidae
Gene: Su(z)12
Product: polycomb protein suz12-B
Exons: 9
Coding region: 121-2316 (731 amino acids)
Cellular component (GO): ESC/E(Z) complex; nucleus
Molecular function (GO): chromatin DNA binding
Source: RefSeq, a predicted model, not a curated record